AUGCCUUCAACAUACUCACAGCCAGUUUCCAAGAUACCUCCGACGAAGCCUGAUACGAGGUUUCUCCCUCGGAUCCUCUGCCUGCACGGCGGCGGCGUCAACGCUGCCAUCUUCAAAGCGCAAUCACGAUCCCUCAUCCGCCACCUUCAACACUCCUUCCGCCUCGUAUGGGCUGACGGCCCCUUCUUCUGCGACCCCCACUCAGACAUUAUCGGCGUAUACAGUGACUACGCACCGUUUCGGCGCUGGUUACGAUGGCUUCCGGAACAUCCUGAAAUCGAUGAGGACACUUGCAUCGAAGAGAUUGGAUAUGCGAUGCGAACAGCAAUGGAAGACGAUGAUCGGGAGGGCGGCACAGGCGAGUGGGUAGGCUUAAUGGGCUUCAGUCAAGGAGCGAAGCUUUCCGCAAGCCUACUGCUCGAACAACAAGCCAGGGAAACGCAAGCACGCAAAGACGGAACAAAGAUCGCUACUGGUCUCACAGGAAUCCCAGGAAUAAGGUGGAGAUUUGGAAUACUACUAGCCGGCCGAGCGCCCUUGAGCAACCUGAAUCCUGAGCUCCUCAAAAGCGAAGCACUAGUGAGUGCGGGCAGCAUCUCGGAAGGGUUUCAGUUUUGUAAAGAGGUAGACGAGGAGGCUACGCUGCACAAACCAACGCUUCAUGUCCACGGCAUGGCUGAUCCAGGACUGCAUCUACAUCGAAAAUUACUACACGAGUAUUGCGAAGACUGUACGGUCACGUUAGUAGAGUGGGAGGGCGCCCAUCGGAUACCGCUUAAGAGUAUGGACGUUGACCGAGUUGUCGACGCCAUAUACGAUAUGGCCGAGAUGACUGGGGUGAAAGUCUUGAGGACUGUUUAA
Molecule: messenger RNA, 861 nt
Organism: Alternaria atra
Lineage: Eukaryota; Fungi; Ascomycota; Dothideomycetes; Pleosporales; Pleosporaceae
Exons: 1
Coding region: 1-861 (286 amino acids)
Biological process (GO): secondary metabolite biosynthetic process
Cellular component (GO): nucleus; cytoplasm
Source: RefSeq, a predicted model, not a curated record